Molecule: messenger RNA, 195 nt
Organism: Triticum turgidum subsp. durum (durum wheat)
Lineage: Eukaryota; Viridiplantae; Streptophyta; Magnoliopsida; Poales; Poaceae
Source: the annotation of a GenBank genome assembly
AUGGAGAAGCUGCAAGGUGUGGGCCUGAAGCCAUGGAUGGAUGUGUUUGGUAUGAGGAUAGCGGACGGCGAGGAGGCACCGAACCGAGCGGCGGGCAAGGACGAUGUGAAGCUGCGCGCACGGUCGUCCUAUCCCUCCUCCGCCUGCUGUUACUGGAAGCAAGCGCGGUACCAUCUCAUCUCAUCCACGAGGUGA